Pelmatolapia mariae (spotted tilapia) is the source of this 3017-nucleotide messenger RNA. Its product is annotated as transcription factor 24-like. The transcript is spliced from 4 exons. The record is from RefSeq and is a predicted model, not a curated record. Bases 2053 to 2667 code for a protein of 204 amino acids. Gene Ontology annotation, molecular function: RNA polymerase II transcription regulatory region sequence-specific DNA binding; DNA-binding transcription factor activity, RNA polymerase II-specific; protein dimerization activity. Lineage: Eukaryota; Metazoa; Chordata; Actinopteri; Cichliformes; Cichlidae. Gene Ontology annotation, biological process: developmental process; regulation of transcription by RNA polymerase II.
UGCACGUUUCUGAAGUUUCUUCUGUGUAGAAAUGUAAGAAAGCCACAGACCCAAACUGGCUCCCAGUCUGCAGCUCAUUUUGCAGUUCUAGGAUUCUGUAAUUCAGACAAUGUUUAAAAUGUCCCACAUGUCUACACAGUCUGGACGUGUGAUAAUUCAAGUUGUGGUUUAAAAUGGUAGCUAAUGGGAGUGUUGGUUACAUUACCACUUUGUCCAAAAUUAACUUUAUUGUAUUUGUGCAUAAGAUUUUAUUAUUUAACAAGAUGGAGUGCCUUUAAAAAGCUGUUAUUCAAGGUGGUCUUUGGUUAAGAUGUGAAGCCUGAAAACUGCAACCUGGGAUUAAAUAUUUAACAGUUUGCAAACAAACUCAAAAGGUAUGACUCCAGAUAUCAGACUAAAUUAUUUAUUUAGUUGUCAACAAUGGGAAAACAAGUAGCCCAGAUUGUUUUGUUUUAUUACAAAUCUGUGCUUUUUGGCUAAAACUGAGCUUCAUUGUUUGUUGUAAUUAUAAUUGUGUUCUUCAGUAAGCAACCCAAGUCCAAAUGUCUUUGGCUCUAGUGGAAUGUUUUUUUUCACAAGUCACUCUGACCUCUUCAGAAAAUAUUUUAAUCUUUCUGUGCUGCCAAAAGGUGUUCCUCCAGCCUCUGUGCAUGAGUUUGUGUGUUCAGUAUAUUUCUUUGUAUUGAAACGUUUUAUCGUAGUUAUAGUGUGAGCGUGUUUGUCUGAGGCCUGUAUUCACCAGCUUGAGUGAGUUUCAGCAGAAAGCGUUCUAACUUUUCAUUUCCAUUCACAUCAAUUUCUAAUGUAAAAUGAUCAGAUUAAGUAAUUCUUAUGUAAUCCGCUUUCUUAAACAGUCUUUUGUGUUUGUGGGAUCUAAUAAGUGAAUUAUGCGGAUGUGCUUGUCCAGCUUUGCGUUAUUAAAAAGCUUAUCCGGUUCUGAGUUUCAGUAAUCCAGACGAGGGCUAAAAUGCUCCACAUGCCUGGUGUGUCUGUUCUUGCUAACCAGCUUGGGUGACCUUUGCUGCGUGUCACGUGCUUCUCUGUGAGAAUAAAACCUUUGAGUAAAAAGCCUCCGAGGCAGAUUUUGAUUUCAGGCUCAGUUCCACUUACAUGGAAUAGGAAGCUGAGCCUCACUGCUAGGGUUGCCCAAGAUUUUGGAUUUGACAGCUCUGACUACCUUGCUAAUCCUAAACACUUGCUGGUGUGAUGUACAGCAUUAGCUUGCCACAAAAUCAGAUUCAUGACUGUUCAAGUCAAAAGUGCUCCAAGGCCAUAAAUGUCUUCAGACUGUCCAAAAUGUAUUUCUCACUGCUCCGUUACAUCCCAUGUCGCGCUGCCCCAGAAUUCUGUUUCCACUGCGGUCCAGCUGUUAGCACAGCUUUGAGGUUCCCAAGGCCCCCACAGUGCCCUGGCUCAGGACACCCUCCCAGAGCAAUACUCCCCCAGGCCUGACUGCCUGCCUGCCUGGAACUCUUGGCAACCAAGCAGCCAGGGGAGGAUCAGGAUGACCGGGCGGCUGAGAUAAGGACCACAUGAAGUUCCCCACAUUACCUCACCCGAUAAGGAAACGAGCAGAGAUUCACGGAAAGCCAGAGCGAGAGAGGGAUAGAGACAGAGACGGUCAGACUUGGGAGGAUGUCUCUGGGUGGAUGGUGAUUCGCAGAGAAGCAGCCAUUGUUUAAGGGUCUGGGUGGAACUGGUGUCCCACAGAAGUCUCAUGAACUCUCCAGAGAAGCUUGGAGCUGCCCGCAGCAGGAAAUCAUCUCAUUAAUAACUUCAUAAGAUCAGAUGAGCAUUUCUGCUGUUCUUCACUCAACUAGUCACAUCUCAUAUCCAGAUUUGACUUCAAAAAUGUGCUCACACUAGAUGAAGGGAUGACCUCAGAUUCUGUUUUCUUUUGGGUCCAGCAAAGUACCUAGGAAAAGAAAGUAUCUCUCACAGCAAUCUCCAGCACUGGAAAAUAAAGCUUCAUCCGUCCAAUGAAAACACACUGACUGUAAUUUAAUUUCUCGAGACUUGAAGGGAAUCUACUGCAGCACUUUGGCGGCACUCAUGGCAGCGAAUCCUCUGGAAGGUCUCAUGUCGGUUGCAGAAAACCACCGGCUGGUUUCUGGUUGCGCAGCCGAGCCGCAGAGCCGGCAGCCUCUUUCGUCCCAGAGCCCAGCCUCCCGGCACGGACACAAGCUGAGCGUACGCAGCAGUCGGGAGUCCAAGAAGUGGCAGGUACAAUCAGUGUGCGGGUCCAGGUCAAACCCCGGUUCUGGUUGUGGGUCCACGGUCCUGAACAGGGCGCUGAGGGCUCAGCACUCCCCGGAAAACGCAGCCCGAGAGAGGAGCAGAGUACGCAACCUGCGGCAGGCCUUUCACACUCUGCAGGCAGCUCUACCUUCAGUCCCACCUGACACCAAGCUCUCAAAGUUGGAUGUUCUGGUUCUGGCUACUAACUACAUAGCUCACCUGACAGAGACCCUAGACCAAGGAGGGAUGCUAACGGAGCACACGGCCUCAAGGCCGGGUGGAUACCUGCAUCCUGUUAAGAAAUGGCCCAUGCGUUCUCUGCUCUACUGUGGGAGUGUGGGAGAGCUGCUGUCAGCCAGUCAGAUGACUCCACCUGGACAGGACAGGACACACCCACUGAGUCCUACCUUAGAAGGAGACGAUGAGUGAAAGCCUGUUUUAUGCUGUUUUAUAUCUUUAAUCGUAACCAGCUAUUGGUAGCAAAGGAGACAUCAAAAGACACUCGUGCAGAGAUGGGCAAAUUUCAAAGGAUGUGGUGCACCGCUGCUGACGUGUGCUUAAAGACGAGCAAGGCAGACAUUUUUAUGUUACAUAUAAACAAUGAUGUUUUUGUCAAAUUACUUUUUUUAAUCUAAAUGCGGAAGUUAAAUGAACUUUAAUGAACCUGCAGCUAAGUUUUUACUUUCUGGUGUUGGAUUUCUUUCUUUUAAAUUAAAUGUGGUCAUGUGUCUUAAACAGAAAAUAAAAUGUGUUUGUGGAAAAAAAUCAUAUUUUCCCUG